GUAACCCGGAAGUAAACGUCAGGGUCAUCAUCAGGUGACAACAACACAAACAGCGUCUGAUCUGCAGCAAACCGCGUCAUUCGUUUAUUUAUCGCAAUCAUUCAAGUUUAAAGGGCUUAUUUAACACAAUGGCGCAAAAAAUCAACGAAGCUCACGAGCACAUCGCCAAGGCUGAAAAAUAUUUAAAGACGAGCUUUAUGAAGUGGAAGCCUGAUUAUGACAGUGCUGCAUCAGAAUAUGCUAAAGCAGCUGUCGCCUUCAAAAAUGCCAAACAGCUGGAACAGGCGAAAGAUGCUUAUUUACUGGAGGCAGAGGCUCACACCAACCACAGAUCUCUUUUUCAUGCUGCCAAGGCCUUCGAGCAAGCAGGAAUGAUGCUGAAGGACAUGCAGAGGUUGCCUGAGGCUAUUCAGUACAUAGAGAAGGCCAGCGUGAUGUACGUGGAGAACGGCACUCCAGACACCGCCGCCAUGGCCCUCGACCGAGCCGGAAAGUUGAUUGAACCUCUGGAUUUGGCGAAAGCCGUUCAUCUGUACCAGCAGGCAGCAGGAGUGUUCGAGAACGAGGAGCGACUGCGGCAAGCUGUGGAGCUCGUGGGCAAAGCUUCCAGACUCCUUGUUAGACAACAGAAGUUUGACGAAGCUGCCGUGUCUCUUCAGAAGGAGAAGAACAUGUAUAAGGAAAUCGAGAAUUAUCCGACGUGUUUUAAGAAAACCAUCGCACAGGUGCUGGUGCAUCUGCACAGAGCAGACUAUGUGGCGGCCGACAGGUGUGUGCGGGAGAGCUACAGUAUCCCAGGAUUCAGCGGGAGCGAAGACAGCGUGGCCAUGGAGCAGCUUCUGCAGGGUUACGAUGAGCAGGACGAGGAUCAGGUGUCUCGCGUCUGCACUUCACCGCUGCUCAAAUACAUGGACAACGACUAUGCAAAGCUUGCCAUCAGCCUGAAGGUGCCUGGAGGAGGGAAGAAGAAAGCCGCCGCUGCUGCCGCUGCCAGCGGAGAUCCUGGAGCCGCGCCGCCGGGGGAAGAGGAGGACGAGUACGCUGGAGGCCUCUGUUAAAGCUCUACCAAACAUAUUCCACAUCUGCUGCUUCAGACUCCUCCAUGAAGGUGCAAGCAUGAGCCCUAAACAAUAUAUUCCUGUACUGGAGGGGCAUUGCGUUUCAAGAAGCUUUCAGAACUGUUAAGGAGAGAAAAGUCAUCUGAAGAAGAAAAGCUUCUUGACAAAACCCAUGCUAGGUCUCACGUGUAAGCAGCAUGUUUAUACAACAUCGUCCUCUCUUAAAUGUGCAUAUUUAUUUAGGUUUGCCUUCCAAAGCUCAUGUUAAAAUGUAAAUUUGUUUGUUUUCCGGAAAACCCAUAUGGAAGCUUGUUUCUGCCAUGUGAUAAAUAAAUGAAGGUAACUGAGACUUUAUCUCACAAUUCAGCUCUUUCUUCUAUAUAAACGAAGAAUUGCAAGGCAUAAUUCUGCAUUAAAAUCUUGCAAUUCUGCAUUUGAGGCGUAAUUUCAAAAUUGCAAGAUAUAAAUGCAGAAUUGUGAUAAACUUGCAAUUCUGAGAAGAAAAAUCUGAACCUUGAGGUAUAAGCUUGCAAUUGCAAGAAAAAAAAAAAACGUCUGAAUUGUGCAAUAGUCGCAAUUGCCUUUAAAAUUUUAAAAUAAAAUAAAACAACAAAGAAUACAGAAUUGCAAGAUGUAAAAUUUAGAAUUCUGAAGGGAAAAAAGUCAGAAUUGUGAUUUAAACAGAAUUCCAUGAAAAACAAUUAAAAUAAGUAACUAAAUAAAAGAGAUUCAAAUUUUAAUUUCAUUUUCAUUGUGCGAUUUAAAAAAAAAAAAAAAAAGU
This is a messenger RNA of Onychostoma macrolepis, 1839 nucleotides long. It is a transcript of the gene napga, whose product is annotated as N-ethylmaleimide-sensitive factor attachment protein, gamma a. The transcript has 11 exons. Gene Ontology annotation, cellular component: vacuolar membrane; SNARE complex. Gene Ontology annotation, biological process: intracellular protein transport. NCBI's taxonomy places the organism in Eukaryota, Metazoa, Chordata, Actinopteri, Cypriniformes, Cyprinidae. The coding region runs from base 129 to 1058 and encodes 309 amino acids. The record is from RefSeq and is a predicted model, not a curated record. Gene Ontology annotation, molecular function: soluble NSF attachment protein activity; syntaxin binding.